This is a messenger RNA of Phragmites australis (common reed), 3389 nucleotides long. RefSeq lists its product as uncharacterized. The record is from RefSeq and is a predicted model, not a curated record. Lineage: Eukaryota; Viridiplantae; Streptophyta; Magnoliopsida; Poales; Poaceae. The transcript has 3 exons. Bases 1 to 3039 code for a protein of 1012 amino acids.
AUGGCUAAGGAAAGGGAGAUCAUAUGGCUUGUUAAAAAUUCCAACAGAAAACAGGAAAAGCAGUUAUUGAGGAAAGAGUGCAUAGCUACCGUUCUUGGGAUUCUUUACCAAUACACGAAGCAAGAAAUAAUUGGUUAUUUGGAGAGUAUUGAUACUUCGCAUAAGUCCAUCUACUUUGAUGGAUGUUACGGCUUGGGUGCAUCUGCUGUCCUUCGGGCAAUAGUUGAAGACCCUCCACUAUCUUUGAGAAAGAAAUUCAAUAGGAUCAUCCAUGUCGAUUGCUCAAGGUGGAAAAGUCGAAGAGCUAUGCAGAGGGAAAUCGUGGACAACCUGAAGCUUCCUCAGUGGGUGAUGGCUAUUAUUGACAAACAGGAUGAGGAAGAUGAUUUUAGCGGGGUCGACGAAGGCUCUAGACUUGAGAUAGAAAGGGUCGGGUGGGAGAUCCAAAGUUCCCUAAGAGACCACACGUGUUUAGUGGUUUUCCAUAAUGGGAGCAAUGACAUAAUUGACAUACGAGAUUUUGGCAUUCCACUAUUUGGCUUGCUUGGCAGCACUAAAGUACUGUGGACCUUUAGAGGUCGGCUGCGGCUCAAUCCGGAUUUAAGAUCAAAAGUGGAUGAUUCACAUCUUUGUAUUUACAGUUAUUCUCUGGAGUGGUGGGAAGUGGUUAGAGCAGAGGCUAGAGAAAUUGCUCGAUACACGCAUAAGAUUGGUGUCAGCACUGAAAUAGCUCUGGAGUGUAUCUUGUAUCUGUUGUUAUUAGAUGAUCAGAGACGUCGCCGCGGCGGAGACAUGGACUACAAUUGGUCUAUCCAUGCUUCCAACUAUUGGGUUUGUGAUGGGAUCAUACAAAGAAACCAUGAGAACGAGGCAUGGGAUGUCGGCACUGCUAUGCAGCUUGAGCUGCGAUUGGAGGACGACGUACGUCCAGAGAUACCAGUUGAGUACAUAACGGAGAAUAUGAAAGAGUACUAUAAACUAUGGACUUUUGUCACGACCACUUCUACGGAACAAAGGACUGUACCUCCAGAGUCAACGUCCUGUUUCAUCAGUGGAUGUGGAUCGUCUCAACUAUCAUUGCCUAAUCGAAUGUUUCAUCAAUCAGGUAACCUUCGUGUACUGAAGCUGUGCCGUUGUACAUUCAAUUUUUCAUCACCUCCUUUCAGUUGUUGUUGCACCUUAAGAUUCCUAGGAUUAGAUAGGUGCAAGGAUCAAAAGGAAGAAACAGAGGAGAAGCAAGGUAGAGCUGCCGCAGUGGAGUUCUUUCAGAGCCUGCUGGUGCUAGACAUAUGCGACACGGAGUGGGGAUUAGAAAAUAAAAUAGUGCAAAUGGGUACAAACAUCAGGGAGAUAAAUAUAAAGAGGGGAAGGGUGUGGCACAACAAUCUUGCAUGGAGACAACUGCAAAACCUUCGCAAGCUUCGAGUAGUUGAGCCUACCUGCUCUUGGGAGACAGGCCAAGGAGAUGAAUUCACAGGCAUGGUGAAGUUGGAACUCCUUGACCUGUCUGGAAACAGCACCAUAAAAGUUUUGCCGAGCUUGUCUGGGGCAACUAGCCUCAAGACUCUGGUCCUAGAUGGCUGUGUUGGGUUGGAGCGUGUUGGCCCUGAAGGACUCCCUCCAUCACUCGAGACAUUCAGCUUAGAUGUAGGAUCAAACCAAAAGGAUGCUGCCAGCAAACUUUCCAAGAUAUCUUUGGUGGGUUGUGUGCAUUUGCAGAAUUUCUUGUUGCGUGGACCAUUGCUGGCCCUUGAGGAACUGAACCUAUCAGGCACAUCAAUCCGAAGAGUUGACCUCAGGGAUGAGGUAGUGCAGGUGACAGGACUCGAAAAGGUCUUUCUGACGGGCUGCAAGCAGUUGCGUGCAAUACUGUGGUGGAAAGAAGCCAUGUUGCAGGUGCUUCGCAUUGACACCCAUGGAAAAAACGAGGACACAGGACCACCACCACCUUAUUCUGAUUCUUCAUCCAUUAGAAUCCAACACAAAAACUAUGAUGGCUAUAUCAUUGCAAGCGAUGUGAGGAUCAUUCAGUCCUUGAUGAUCGGGUCAGACAAUUUCAUUGCUGACAGCUUCUAUCUAGAUCUGCAUGUGCCACCCUCCAGCAGCAGAUCUAAAGGGCAAAGCAGCAGCGACGAGGUUAUGGCCAAACCUCGCUGCUAUACCUAUAGUGAUAUCCUUCUUGAGGGGGGCGCUGCUCCUGCUUAUAACCAUGAGAUCCCAUGGCCUCCACCCUCGGAUUGCCAUGUUGAGGUUGGUGAAGGAAUCAGCCUCAGCGAUGUGGAGAGCAACAAGGGAAUCCGAGCUAUUGAUGACAUGAUGGAGUGGUGCAUUAACUCCUUGCAUAUGCAUGAUAAUUCAUGCAUCCUUUCUAUCACCCCCAAGAGUGCACGUGAAGGUGGCUACCAAAGUUCCAAACUCAAAUGGUGCCGUGUCGAGAGGUGCCCAAAGCUACAGGCAGUGUUUUCCUCAUAUCAAAUGGAGUUUCCUGAACUGGAGAGAAUCUGGGCAUCUGAUCUCCUCGCAGCUGACUGCAUUUGGAGCAAAGGAACCAUUUACCGCUACGGAGACAAUUUUAAAAGACUACAGAGUAUACACGUGCACAACUGCCCUAGGCUCAAGUUUGUCCUCCCGUUCAGAGGUUUCACCUUGCCCAGCUUGGAGACUCUCCACAUUUCCCACUGCGGUGAUCUCAGGCAUGUCUUCCCAUGGGAUGACAACAUGUAUGGAAAAGCGGGUGAAGUGAAGGAAUUCGCAGAGCUGAGGCACAUCCACCUGCACGACCUCCCCAGUCUGCAAGAGAUAUGCGAGGCCAAGAUGUCCGCACCUGUGCUCGAGAGCGUCAAGGUCAGGGGCUGUUGGGCCCUCAGGCGCCUCCCAGCGGUCGGCAGCCACCGACCAGUUGUGAACUGCGAGAAGGACUGCUGGGAGAAGCUGGAGUGGGACGGGAUGCACGCCGGUCACGACCCAUCCCUCUACGAGCCACACCAUUCGUCGUCCUACUACAAGAAGCGCCUCAUCAGAGGCACGGUCCUCCGGUAACCUAACAUAGUUGCUGGUGCCAAGUCUGUGACUGCUUUCCAAUACUGCUGCCGUUGCUGCAAUACGGAUCAAGGAUUUGCUUGCCAAGUUGGUGUGUUUGCUCAAGAAUAAAUUGGUGUUUCAUACUUACUAUGUUAAUUUGGUUUGGCUUGUGGUUGUUUGCAUGCUUGAAUUUGAAAUAAGAGGGUGUACAUGUGCCUGUGUGGUGUGCCUACCACAGUCACUGAAUCCCCAUGGUGUGUGGAGCGUGUCCCGCUCAAGACUCGAUGAACGAAAUGUUAUUUGUGAAGUGUGAUCGAUGUGGCAUGCAGCUUGUUAAUGCUGCCUGCACAAAAAUAAAAAAACGGAUU